Molecule: messenger RNA, 819 nt
Organism: Lodderomyces parapsilosis
Lineage: Eukaryota; Fungi; Ascomycota; Pichiomycetes; Serinales; Debaryomycetaceae
Product: GTP cyclohydrolase I
Exons: 1
Coding region: 1-819 (272 amino acids)
Biological process (GO): tetrahydrofolate biosynthetic process; tetrahydrobiopterin biosynthetic process
Cellular component (GO): cytoplasm
Molecular function (GO): GTP cyclohydrolase I activity; GTP binding; zinc ion binding
Source: RefSeq, a predicted model, not a curated record
AUGUCGGAGCAUAAAGACAGCGAGAACCACAAUCUCAAGAGAGACCAUGACUCCAUCAACGGAACCCACUCCCCCAGACCAGUGGUGCAUCCCAAAAGAUCCAAAUUACUUGCAUCAUCACAUUUCGAUCUCAACUCACCACUACAAACUAGACCGGCAUCACCUUUGAUCCUUAAUCCGCCAAUAGACUCAGAUGGACUUUCAUGGCCUUCACACGGUGCUAGAUCACGUAUUGAACAAACCCCUGAAGAAGCAGCUGAGCGCGAAAAGCGCAUUGCUGAUGCCGUUCGGACAAUCUUGACUGAAUUGGGCGAAGAUACCAAUCGUGAAGGGAUCUUGGAAACACCUGAACGAUAUGCUCGUGCCAUGUUGUUUUUUACAAAGGGUUACGAAGACAAUAUCCGUGAUGUUAUCAAGAAUGCCGUUUUUGAAGAAAACCACGAUGAAAUGGUGAUUGUUAGAGAUAUUGAAAUAUACUCCCUUUGUGAACAUCAUUUGGUACCUUUUUUUGGUAAAGUGCACAUUGGAUACAUCCCGAACAAGCGGGUCUUGGGGUUGAGUAAAUUGGCAAGAUUGGCUGAAAUGUACGCGAGAAGAUUUCAAGUUCAAGAAAGAUUAACUAAACAAAUUGCUAUGGCAUUGAGUGAGAUUUUGAAACCUCGUGGUGUGGCGGUAGUCAUGGAGGCUACGCAUAUGUGUAUGGUGAGUCGCGGUGUACAAAAGACUGGUAGUUCAACAACAACGAGUUGUAUGCUUGGAUGCUUUAGAGAUCAUCAAAAGACAAGAGAAGAGUUUUUGACAUUGUUGGGGAGAAAGUAA